UUUACUUCAAUUCAAAGGUGAGACGUUUAUUACUUCAAAAUUGAGAACUUGUUAUUUUCCCUCAAUAAACUAAAGUUGAUUGAUAUUUGAUUAUUUGUCAAUUUGAUCAACGAUUUGCAAAUCACCAACUCCAUAACCAAAGUUCGAUCCAAAGCUGCAAGCAGCAUGGAUGAGCGCGAAUUUCAACGCCUCCUUCUUCUCUUCCCUGUUGUUCGAACUCCACAUUACUAUCAAGCGGACUCAGAAUCGUCAGGGCAAUCGGCCUCACAAGUAGAAAGGAGUGAGGAGGUAUCAGAGUGGCAAGAUGCUCAGGGUGAGCAAGAAACCAAGAACCAAGAUGUCUUCUGGGAUAAAUUAAGAUCUAUCGCAGAAAAAAAGGUUGGCCCAGCUGAGGCAGAGAAGUUCUGUGACGCCUUCCAAAAAAUCUAUCAGAGACUUGUUCAUGAAGAGCUAAGCAGAGAAGAUAUGGAAAACUUCUUAAACUCGUCUUGAGUUGUUAACUGGUUUAAUGGUUUUUGCUGUUAUCGGUUUUCCAAUUAACAUGAAGUAAUACCUAGAUCUAAGAUGAGUCGACAGCAGUGUCUGUCCAUUUUCAGUGUUUUGUAUAGAUAUUGCUUUGGAGGAUCAACUAGGCUUAUUUUGUGACAAUAGUCAAAAUUUUCAAGUGGACUUUCUACUGUGUACAAGCAACUAUUGGCAUCUGAAGAUUUAGUCCCCUAUUCCCCUGACUACUGUGGCAAGUGCUGUAAAAGCACAUCGGAAGUUUACUACAUGACUAUCACCACAGCAUUGGUUGCUUGAAUGAUGAAUGAUAAAUUAUAAUUCCAAUUAUUUCAUGU
Messenger RNA from Chenopodium quinoa (quinoa), 839 nucleotides. RefSeq lists its product as uncharacterized. Lineage: Eukaryota; Viridiplantae; Streptophyta; Magnoliopsida; Caryophyllales; Amaranthaceae. Bases 166 to 492 code for a protein of 108 amino acids. The record is from RefSeq and is a predicted model, not a curated record. The transcript has 6 exons.